AUGUGGGACGCACUGUCGCUGUACGGGGGCAUCACUGUCUUGGUGGCCAGUCUUUUCACCCUUCAAAUGGCGUGGAAACGUCAGAAUAAGGCAAAGGCAGUGGUGGGGAAUAGAGAUUGGGUCGGGAAAUUCAUGUUGAAGCACAAGAAGUGGUUCCCGUUGGCCCUCCGCGAGGUAAAAGCGGGCACGAAGGAGUCGGACUGGAUAUUGUGGGUCUUCCCGAUCCCCCUCACAUUGGCGGAGGAUGAAAUAGACAUUCUCUCGGCCAGCAGAAAGGAGUACUGUGUGCCGACUGCAGAGGAAGGGAUUGCCCUCAUCCUGGAUGAAGUCUUUCACAAGGACCUCGUGGAGAUCAUGCAGGCGUUGCAGCAUCAUGGGAAUCCGCAAAGGGUGUUCACGAGCAGCAUCGAUCGGACAAUGUUCCGCAUGUCGAUCGACUACCUCAUUGGUAUCCUCGGUGAGAACCCGGAGGUUCUGCUGCAGGAUCAGCGUCUGCAGGAUCUGCUGGUCUUCUGGCGCGAUCAAACGGCGUAG
This is a messenger RNA of Guillardia theta CCMP2712, 534 nucleotides long. RefSeq lists its product as hypothetical. The record is from RefSeq and is a predicted model, not a curated record. NCBI's taxonomy places the organism in Eukaryota, Cryptophyceae, Pyrenomonadales, Geminigeraceae. The transcript has a single exon. The coding region runs from base 1 to 534 and encodes 177 amino acids.